This is a messenger RNA of Penicillium argentinense, 672 nucleotides long. RefSeq names its product ESCRT-III subunit protein DID4. The coding region runs from base 1 to 672 and encodes 223 amino acids. Gene Ontology annotation, biological process: late endosome to vacuole transport; protein transport; endosome transport via multivesicular body sorting pathway. The transcript has 5 exons. Gene Ontology annotation, cellular component: ESCRT III complex; multivesicular body. Lineage: Eukaryota; Fungi; Ascomycota; Eurotiomycetes; Eurotiales; Aspergillaceae. The record is from RefSeq and is a predicted model, not a curated record.
AUGAAUAUCGUCGAAUGGGCAUUCGGCAAGCGUAUGACGCCCGCCGAGCGCCUGCGCAAACACCAACGAGCCCUCGACCGGACACAGCGCGAGCUGGAUCGAGAGCGGACCAAACUGGAGAAUCAAGAGAAAAAGCUAGUCCAGGAUAUUAAGAAGAGCGCCAAAAAUGGCCAGGUCGGGGCUUGCAAGAUUCAGGCUAAGGACCUCGUCCGAACUCGCAGAUAUAUCCAGAAGUUCUACCAGAUGCGCACACAGUUACAGGCGAUCUCACUUCGCAUCCAGACGGUCCGGAGCAACGAGCAGAUGAUGCAGUCCAUGAAAGGUGCAACGAAGCUUCUGGGUGGUAUGAACCGACAGAUGAAUCUUCCAGGACUGCAGCGUAUUGCGAUGGAAUUUGAACGCGAGAACGAGAUCAUGGAUGAACGACAAGAAAUGAUGGACGAUGCUAUCGACGAAGCUACUGGGAUGGAGGGAGAAGAAGAGGAGGGGGAGGAUAUUGUCAAGGAAGUGCUGGAUGAGAUUGGUGUCGAUCUGGGCCAGGCGCUGGGCGAGACGCCUUCGGAUAUCCAGAAAGCACCCGCAGAAGAUAAUCGGGUUGCGCAGGCUAUAGGCGGCGGAGGCCACACGGACGACGAUGACCUUCAAGCCAGACUGGAUAGUCUUCGACGAUGA